AUGAUCCAAGUCAGCGGUACCAGCUACGCCGGUGAAGUCGGGACGACGAUCGGCCGAAGGUCGGUCAGUUUCGAAGAGUCGGUCGACGAAGAUUCAGACGCCAAGGAUGACAUGAUGAUGGACUAUGAUGACCUGGAGGAGAAGACUCCAGCGACGCCGCAGGAGUUCGAAGAUGAAGAAGAUGCGAUGCUGUCUGCGGGACGUAGCGGAGGCUCGCGUUCCUUGUCCCGGAACCUCGUCGCGGAAUUUGAUGAAGUGGCGAAACCCGACCAUGGGGAUGACGACUUUGAGGAUGGCACCGAGACCUCGGCUUCGAGGGCUCUGGAGCAGGUUACUAAGGGUCCUCAAGAAUCCCGCGGAUGUCGGCCCGCUAUGAACAGCAGCACCCCAGCUGCGAACAAGGUGCUCGACAGAAUGCUCGAGCAGAUGGUGGAGUCGAGCGAGUGGAUAUGGCAGUUCAAUCCCGAGAUGACGCGUCAAGCGACUUGGGCUGAGCUGAAGGAGGAGUUGCAACACCCCGUUGACUCGACCUCGGUUACUCAGGUGGCCGAGGACUCGAGUUGGACGCCGGGUCUCGCCGGCAAGGAGCUGCAUAAGUGGAAGAGGAGGCUUCGCCUGAGCUUCGGGGAGUCGGACCUGACUCUGGGACGCCCCCCGAGUGCUCGCCCCGCGAGGGAGCAAGCUGAUCCUUCGAAGAUCCCACUGCCACAGACACCCAAGAAGUCCGGCGAGCGGUCAAACCAAAGCCAAGCGACGGACGGAGUGUUCUCCGCCAAGACCGAAGGUUCGCCGUACUUCGAAGACUCGUACAUGGUGACUCCUAGGUCGGCGAGUCGAGCCGACCGUAAUGCGCGUGAGUCCGAAGGCUCGCGACUCGUGCGGAGCACGCCACGAAGCUCCACGCGACGCUCAAGCCGCCGGUUUACACCGCGCGAUGACUCUUCGUCCGACAAGGACGACAAUGACACCAUCGACUUGAAGAUGGGUUUGACAGCCCGAGCGAUGAGUUGGCCCGUCAAGUGCGCGAAGUGA
Molecule: messenger RNA, 1032 nt
Organism: Phytophthora sojae
Lineage: Eukaryota; Oomycota; Peronosporomycetes; Peronosporales; Peronosporaceae
Exons: 3
Coding region: 1-1032 (343 amino acids)
Source: RefSeq, a predicted model, not a curated record